Lagopus muta (rock ptarmigan) is the source of this 1683-nucleotide messenger RNA. Its product is annotated as interferon-like. Gene Ontology annotation, molecular function: type I interferon receptor binding; cytokine activity. Gene Ontology annotation, biological process: B cell differentiation; defense response; cytokine-mediated signaling pathway. Gene Ontology annotation, cellular component: extracellular region. Bases 455 to 1036 code for a protein of 193 amino acids. The transcript has a single exon. Lineage: Eukaryota; Metazoa; Chordata; Aves; Galliformes; Phasianidae. The record is from RefSeq and is a predicted model, not a curated record.
UCUCAAGUCGAAAGACCAAGACCCAUUACGGCAUUAAGGCGUUACGUAAGAAAAGCAGAGUUGAACAGGAAGAGGGAUUUCACUGAAGGAUACACCAGAGCUCUCCCCGCAGGCCUAAGGGAAAGGAUGAAAACAGAUAUCUGCAGAACAGCUGACCCAGAAGAUUCCGCCCCACCACUUUCACAUCCCCCUUCCAACCCUUGCAGCCAGCCACCCAAAACACACCGCCGGACCAGGAUCUCCACCAACAGCCCCACGCACACCCAAGCCAUUUGCUCCCAGACCACAAAAACCAACAGCCAAAAGUGAAAGCCACAGACAAAAUCUCUCGGCAACAGGAAAGCGACGAAGGGAAAGAUGACACGCCACAUAAAGCCGGCACCGCGGCAGCACACAGACCACUGCCACCACCCAGCCCCACCAGGCGCCUGCCCACCACAACCAGAGUCCCACCAUGGCUGUGCCUGCAAGCCCACAGCACCCACGGGGCUACAGCAUCCUGCUGCUCACGCUCCUUAUGAAAGCUCUCGCCGCCGCCGCUACCGCCUGCAACCACCUUCGCCCCCAGGAUGCCACCUUCUCUCGUGACAGCCUCCAGCUCCUCCGGGACAUGGCUCCCAGCCCACCCCAGCCGUGCCCACAGCACAGCGCGCCAUGCUCCUUCAACGACACCAUCCUGGACACCAGCAACGCCCGGCAAGCUGACAGAACCACCCACGACAUCCUCCAGCACCUCUUCAAAAUACUCAGCGGACCCAGCACUCCAGCCCACUGGGUCGACAGCCAACGCCAAAGCCUCCUCAACCAGAUCCAGCGGUACACCCAGCACCUCGAGCAGUGCUUGGCAGGCAGCGACACGCGCUCCCGCACACGAUGGCCUCGCAACCUUCACCUCACCAUCAACAAACACUUCAGCUGCCUCCACACCUUCCUCCACGACAACGAUUACAGCGCCUGCGCCUGGGACCACGUCUGCCUACGAGCUCGCACCUGGUUCCUGCACAUCCACGACCUCGUGGGCAACACGCGCACCUAGCCCCAAGCGCACCUCCCACCCUCUUCCUAGUUACCUAUUUAUUCAACUAUUUGUACAAACGGCUAUUUAUUCCUCUAUUUAUUCUUCUAUUUAUUCAGACAAAAUAAAGCUCUCCUUUCCAAAACUGCCUGCGACUGCCUCCUUUCGCUCAAUCACAGGAGCCCCUGGCGGGGGCAACCAACCCUGGGAUUCUCACACACCGCUCUGAAAACUCCGGUACCCGCUUACUUCUUCUGUAAACCUUGCAGGUCCAGGGAGAUCCACGAGGUCGCCACAAAAAGCGGACAAAGCAGGGACACCUGCGGCAGCAGGACCGGCCCGCUUUGACUAACAAAGCCAAAGCAAGAAGCUGAUUAUCACUUUCAGCACAGCAGCUUGACGGCCACAGCGGUACCGCGGGGACGGGCAGAAGUAGCCCUACAGUUAACUCGAGCCUUGAGUACGGUCAGCAAGAACGCAAAGGCGGCGUAUCACUGCAGUGCUUGACUCUUCACGCAAAUCCUGUCAAACAUCACCCCACACAGAGAAACCCACAAGCUUCAGCUUCUAAGGGGAAGCAGAGCAGACAAAGGUAGGGAGAAGGAAGGAGACAGCAGAGCUAAGAGACGGGAAGCUACAGUCAUCUUACUCCACCAUGACGGGGCACC